ACAAGAUUUUUGUACAAGUAAAAAUAUUUUUUCCAAAAACAAAAUCAUCUAGUCUAGUCACUGCUUCAGUUAUCUUUGAAGAUAGAAAAGACUAUGACUUAGAUCGGUUAGAAAUAGUCUCUGGAUCAGAUUAUAUAUCAACAUCCAUAUGAUUUAUUUCAGAAUACAAUCGGUUAUUGUUUUGUUCGUAUUCCCUUGAAAUCAAUUUUUGCCAUUUCUCUAUCUCACUGUACGGUGUGUCUGUCAACAUUUUCAUCAUCGUCUAUUAUCUAUUUUUUUUUCUAGAUGUGUCCGAGUUAUAUAUUUGCCUGAAAUGGAUGUGACUCUUUCUUUUGUUCGAUAUAUCUGUCUGUGUAAAAAAUGGCUGUGUUUUUAAAAAUUGUUCCAAGAUCAUCAUCAUCAUCUGUUGUCAUCGUCGGUGAUUCAUUAAUUAAUCAAUCAAUCAAUUUCGGAUAUUAAAUAUGAUCCAAUUUCAAACAACAACAACAACAAAAUUCCAGAAUCAUCGAAAUAACAGUAUUCUAAAGUGAUCAAUUUAUUGCUUUUCAAUCGAUUGAAAUUAGAAAAAAAUGCUUAAAACAUUGACAAGAAAAAUAUCCAAUUUUGGAACAUUUAGUUCCACAUCAUCGUCAUCGUCAUCGUCAUCGUCAACAUCAUCAUCGACCACUGAUUCAUCAUCGAUUGAUCAAUCAACGGUGACACCAAUGUUAUCAUCUAUUAAUGGUGAUGAUCAAAUGACAAUUACACCACCAUCAUCAUCAACAGAGUCCUCGAUGAUGGAAGCGACACCACCAUCAUCAUCAUCAAUGAUGACAGCUGAAUUUUAUCAUUCAAAAAAAGCAAAAUUCAAUGUAAUUGCCCGACAUAAUUACCUACCAGUUAAUGAUGAUACAGAUUUAGCAUUAAUUAAGGGUGAAAAAUAUGAAAUUCUUGAUUCAACUGGUGAUUGGUGGAUGGCACGUGAUUCGUGUGGCCAAUUGGGUUUAGUGCCACAUAAUUAUCUGGAAAUAAUUUCCAAAGAAACAACUAAAAAACAACAAUUAAUGACGACAACAAAACUGACGAAUAAAUUAUCAUUUAAAGAUAAACAAAAUGAUGAAAAUCGAAUGAAUCAUUUUAAACAAAAAAAUAAUAAAAUUGAUUAUAUUGAAGAUGAGAUGGAUGAUUUUGAUUUUUUCCAUCAUCAUCAUAAGGAUAAUGGUGGUAAUUCAAUGGGUGAUCAUCAAUCAAUCAACCAUUUGUCACUAAUGGAUGAUCAUCAUAAAAUAUCAACAAAACAAAGACCAUCACAACUGCCAAUUUUACAAUCAUCAAAUCCGUUAAUUGCAUCACAACAGCCAUCAUUGUUUGAUGAUAUACAAAUGCUUUCAUUAUUUCAACAGCUUUGGUUUUUUACCAUCGAUCGUGAAACAGCUGAACAAUUAUUACGACAGCCAUGUAAUCCGGAUGGUUGUUUCCUAGUGCGGCCAUCAUCCACUGAGAAUAAAUGUCUUACAUUAUCAUUAUUGUGCAAAAACCGAAAUAAUCAACGAUCAUCGCCAUUGGAAGUAAAACAUUAUCUGAUUCAAAGAGAAAAAUCUUUGAAAACAUUAUCAGAUUCUACCGAGUCAUCACUGUCUUCGGAUUCAUCAUCUUUAAAUUAUGAUGAUGAUGAUGACGAUGGUGAUGAUGAUCAAUUUGUUUAUUUUAUAAGAUCACAAGAAAAAUUUUCAUCCAUAGAAUUAUUAAUUGAAUAUUAUCGAAAAAAUUCUGGCCAUCUAAUUACCCGAUUGACCGAUGUGCCUUGUCGUGCUAAUUUUAUAUGGCAAAAAAGUUCAAUGAUUUUACAAUAUCAACAACAACUACAGCAACAACAACAAAAUAAUUGUAGAGUAUCAUCGAUCAAUAAUCGUUCAAAUUCUUUUCAUCAAAAACCACAAUCAUCAUCAACAUCGUGUAAACGAUUUACAAAUGAUUUGACACGUGAUAAAUCCUGGGAAAUUAAAGUGACCGAUUUACAAUUACUGGAAGAACUUGGUUCCGGACAAUUUGGUGUAGUACGUCAUGGAAAAUGGAAAGGAAAAUAUGAUGUUGCCGUUAAAUUAAUGAAAGAAGGUACAAUGUCUGAACGGGAUUUCAUCGAAGAGGCUAAAGUGAUGACAAAAUUACUGCAUCCAAAUCUAGUUAAAUUACAUGGCAUUUGUAUUGAACAUCGUCCAAUUUGUAUUGUUGCUGAAUUUAUGAAACAUAGUUCACUUUUAUCAUUUUUACGUAAAAAUGAACAAAAAAUUCUUGAUUCACCACAACGUAUACGAUUUCUGUUGAACAUGUGCAUACAGGUGUCAAGUGGUAUGGCAUAUUUAGAAAGCCAUAAUUAUAUUCAUCGUGAUUUAGCUGCCAGAAAUUGUCUAGUCGGCAAUGGAAAUAUAGUAAAAGUAGCGGAUUUUGGUUUAACACGUUAUGUGAUUGAUGAUGAAUAUACAUCAUCCGGUGGUACUAAAUUUCCAAUUCGUUGGGCACCACCAGAAGUUUUAUGGUUCACACGAUUUAGCUCUAAAUCCGAUGUUUGGGCAUACGGUAUAUUGACUUGGGAGGUAUUCAGUUUGGGUAAACUUCCAUAUGGAAAAUUGACCAAUGCUGAAGUUGUGGAAAAAAUUCGUGAAGGACAUCGUUUAGACAAGCCAAAACAAUGGUGUCCAUGUGAAAUAUUUCAAAUAAUGAAAAUGUGUUGGCAAGAAUUACCGGAAAAACGUCCAUCAUUUCAGAAGAUUGAACAAUGUUUAUUACGAUUAAAAGAUCGUGAUCUAGAUAAACAAAUUAUUAUUGCAACGAUUGGCAACAACAACAACAUUGGUACUGCUGCUGCUCUAACAACGACGACGACGACGACAACAUCGCAAGUCAAUGCUGCCGGUCCUAGUAGCAAUAUGAAUCGAAAACAAUUUUGAUCUCUUGAUUUUUUUUUCUUCAAAAAUUUAUUUUAAAAAAAUUCACAUUUUAAUUUAGAAUCAUCAUUCAUUGAAAACAUCAAAAGAUUGUUGAAGAUUGAUUGGUUAUUCUUCUUCUUCUUCUUCGAAUCUUCUUGAGCCUGUUGCACAUUUUGUGACAACAAUUCAUUAAUUUGUUGCAAAAUUCGUUCAACUCUAUCAAUAUUCAUUACAAAUAAUCGAUAAAUAUUGCAAACUUGACCACCACGUGGAUUUAAAUCUUGAAAUUGUUGUAUAGCCAAACUAAUCUGGAUACGUCUACGAUUAAUUCUUUCCAUGUUUUCAAUACAUUCAUUCAAUGUACGACGUUCGGCUGCGUUCAAUGUUCUAUUUAUAUAAAUGGUUUCAAUCAAUCUAUUCAAUACUCUGCCAAUAUUAGUGACAUCGCCAAAUAAUGGACACAUUUCUCUUAAAAUGAGAAAUUCAAGCAUUUUUUCUGAUUGGAUAAUGAAAAAUAACGCUAUUCAAAAA
Molecule: messenger RNA, 3437 nt
Organism: Dermatophagoides farinae (American house dust mite)
Lineage: Eukaryota; Metazoa; Arthropoda; Arachnida; Sarcoptiformes; Pyroglyphidae
Source: RefSeq, a predicted model, not a curated record